This is a messenger RNA of Knipowitschia caucasica, 1623 nucleotides long. Lineage: Eukaryota; Metazoa; Chordata; Actinopteri; Gobiiformes; Gobiidae. The record is from the annotation of a GenBank genome assembly.
AUGAGUUCUUUGGGGUCGCGUGUUCUUUGGGGUCAUGGGCUCUUUGGGGUUGUGGCUUCUUUGGGGUCGUGGGUUCUUUGGGGUCAUGGGUUCUUUGGGGUCAUGUGUUCUUUGGGGUUGUGGGUUCUUUGGGGUCAUGUGAUCUUUGGGGUCACGGGUUUUUUGGGGUCAUGUGUUCUUUGGGGUCAUGAGUUUUUUGGGGUCGUGGGUUCUUUGGGGUCAUGUGAUUUUUGGGGUCAUGUGUUCUUUGGGGUCAUGGGUUCUUUGGGGUCAUGGGUUCUUUGGGGUCGCGUGUUCUUUGGGGUCAUGGGUUCUUUGGGGUCAUGUGUUCUUUGGGGUCAUGGGUUCUUUGGGGUCGCGUGUUCUUUGGGGUCAUGUGUUCUUUGGGGUCAUGGGUUCUUUGGGGUCGCGGGUUCUUUGGGGUCAUGGGUUCUUUGGGGUUGCGUGUUCUUUGGGGUCUUGGGUUCUUUGGGGUCAUGUGUUCUUUGGGGUCGCGUGUUCUUUGGGGUCAUGGGUUCUUUGGGGUUUUGGGUUCUUUGGGGUCAUGUGUUCUUCGGGGUUGUGGGUUCUUUGGGGUCAUGGGUUCUUUGGGGUCAUGUGUUCUUUGGUGUUGUGGGUUCUUUGGGGUCACGGGUUCUUUGGGGUCAUGUGUUCUUUGGGGUCAUGGGGUCAUGUGUUCUUUGGGUUUUUUGGGGUCAUGUGAUCUUUGGGGUCAUGGGUUCUUUGGGGUUGUGUGUUCUUUGGGAGCCGUGUGUUCUUUGGGGUCAUGUGUUCUUUGGGGUCAUGUGUUCUUUGGGGUUAUGGGUUCUUUGGGGUCAUGUGUUCUUUGGGGUCAUGGAUUCUUUGGGGUCGUGGGUUCUUUGGGGACGUGUGUUCUUUGGGGUCAUGUGUUCUUUGGGGUCAUGGGUUCUUUGGGGUCAUGGGUUCUUUGGGGUCGUGGAUUCUUUGGGGUCGUGGGUUCUUUGGGGUCAUGUGAUCUUUGGGGUCAUGGGUUGUUUGGGGUCAUGGGUUCUUUGGGGUCGCGUGUUCUUUGGGGUCAUGGGUUCUUUGGGGUCAUGUGUUCUUUGGGGUCAUGGUUUCUUUGGGGUCGCAUGUUCUUUGGGGUCAUGGGUUCUUUGGGGUCGCAUGUUCUUUGGGAUCAUGGGUUCUUUGGGGUCAUGUGUUCUUUGGGGUCAUGUGUUCUUUGGGGUCAUGGUUUCUUUGGGGUCAUGUGAUCUUUGGGGUCCUGUGAGCUUUGGGGUCAUGGGUUCUUUGGGGUCAUGGGUUCUUUGGGGUCGCGUGGUCUUUGGGGACCUGCUGCUGUUCCAGGCCUACCACCCGUCCAGGCUCGUCCCGGGGCAGAGGCCCUGUCGCCGCGUGGAUGCCAUGGACUGCUUCGCCAAGUGCUUCCUGAGCGUGAAGCUAGGGGGCAGCAGAGAGGCGGGUCACGGCUGGAGGGCGGUGAGAGUGGACCUGGUGGCUCCUCCGGUCCAGAGCUUUGCCUUCGCUCUCCUGGGAUGGACCGGAUCCACCCAGUUUGAGCGAGACCUCCGGAGAUUCGCCCGCCUGGAAAGAAACAUGCUUUUGGACAACCAUGGCCUGUUCGACAAGUCCAAGGUAGGAGCUGAUCCGGGACAGAAAUAG